AUGGAAUCGAUUAACGAACGGGCGAGCAACCACCUCCAUUUUCUAGGCGACGCCCUGCACGCCCAGUCCGUCCGCCACUUUUUCUUCGUCGACCUCGAGAGUGUGGGAGGGGUGGUGCACCCGGAGCUGUACCGUCUGCUCUACGGGCGCGUGAGUGCCGCCCAUGAGCCACCCGCGGCCAUACUGCUCUUCCGCCGCAGCCACCACCACCGCGGCAACAACAACAACACGAAGGCGACGAUGAAGGAGAAGAAGCCAAAGGCCGAGAUGAACAAAGAGAAAGAGAAAGAGAAGCAAAAGACUGCAACCAAGCGAUUCGAGGAGCGCUGCGGCAACUGCAAGAAGGCCAUCACCACCAACAUCUACUUCGACACCAACAACAGCAAUCAUAGAAAUCACAACAGCGGCGAGACGCCGACCGCGGCCGACCAGCGGCGGAUCUGGGUGCACGCCGCCGCGUCGCCCGCGCACAUGAUCUCCUUUGCUGCGGCGUUCCUGGUCGAGCGAGCGCUGGCGCUCCCGGGCGGCGACAACGUCAACGACCCAAACGCCAACGCGGCGCCGGCGGCGGUCAAUGUCUACCUGGUGUCGAACGACGACGCCGCCACGAAGCAGCUCGCGCGGCAGCUCAAGGCCCGCGAGCGCUUGGCCCAGGCCGUCGCCGACAUCGGCAGAGAGACUGCGAAGGAGGAGCGCAGCGACGACUACAACGACGACGACGGCGACGACGCCGAGCGGGUGCGGUUUCAUCGGCUCCGAGUCGACCGCGCGGGCGUGUGGGCCAAGCCGAGGAGCAUCGAGUGCCUGCGCGAGGCCGGCCUGCUGGCCCACGCCCGGGUGGCCGCCGACAGCGACGGCGUAGAGAAGGCACGGCCCGGGUGGGAGGUGGUCAACCCGUUCGCUUUCUUCGCUCUUCAACCAAAGGAUGUAGCCGAGCGGCGGGCGACGACCGCGACGACGGAGGUGGAGGGAAGGUGGAAGGAGAAGGACAUCGACGCGGUGGUGCGGCGGGCCAAGUACCACCUAUGGGCCGAGCACGAGCGUGGGAUCGUGCUGCCGCGCACCCUGCACGACCUGCGCAAGAAGGUGCGCCAGCUGUGCGUUCUGGAGAAGCGGCUCGACCCGCGCGCGGUGCUGGUGCUGCUCGAGCGGUCGCGCCUUAUCGACGUCUGCCCCAUCUGCCACGACUUUGACUACUCGUUCGAUCGCUACAACGCCGCGCGGAGCGAGUCGAAGAAGAAAAGAGCGAAGCCGACCACCGCUGGCACGACGGGAAAGAACGAAGGCGGCGAAACAACGACAAAGAGCGAAAGCGAAAGCGACGCCGCGCGAGCCCAGAGAAAGAAAAAGAAGAAGAGUGCGAUGGAUCGGCACAGCAAGGAGGAGCGGAUCAAGCGGGUCGCCAAGGCAGUCACGCUGAAGCUGCUCAAGGCCAAGCGCGAGGACCGGCCCAAGGGGCGUCAGGCCCUGCUAGACCACAUCGACGCCGGCCACGCCGCCUACAAGACCCGGCUCGACGCCGAGCUCGUACUGGCCCGGCUCACCGUCUGCGGCUUCGUGUCGACACCGAACCGCGCCACCGGCGCAGAGAGCCGGCAAAGCGGGGCGGCCGCGGCGCUCGGCCGGGAGGACAUCAGCGUCGAGUACGACCUGGGCGCGCUCGGCGAUGACGAGCGGCAGUGGAGCGCUGACGAGGCCGCGGCCCAGCAGGCGCGCAAGGCCGCAGCCGAGGCCGAAGCCGAAGCUUCGUUGAUGGCCGAUGGGCGAUCGGAGCGGAAUGCGGGGGAGCAGGAGGAAGAGGAGGUGGUACCCUACGCCCCGGCCUGGACGUGGGCGGAUGGCGACGAGGCGGCGUCGGAGGACCAGCUGACGGCGCAGCGGCGGCUGAUCGGGCUGGCGGCCGGCCGACGCCCGGGCAAGGGCGACAAGGGCGGCGCAGAGCAGGGCGGCGGCGUGGGCACGUACAUGGCCUACCUGGCCGAGCAGCUGCGGGUGCCGGGGCGCUCGGCCGACUCGAUCGGGGACAUCGACUCGUGUGGGCUCAGCGACGAAGUGCUGCGGGGCUUCUACAGCUACGGCUUCGAGAAGCCGACAGUCCUCCAACGCAAAGGCAUCGCCAACAUCAUGGCCAAGCGGGACACGAUUCUACUCGGGUGUAGCGGUUCGGGCAAGACCGCGGCCUACGUCGUGCCGUUGCUCCAGUCCCUCGAUCGUCACCUCUACUCGCCCCAGGCCAUCGUCCUGGCCCCGACUCGUCCGCUGGCCCAGCAGAUCGAGAAGGUCAUCUCGUCCCUCGGAGAAUACGUCGGCGUGCAAUGGUGUCAUGUGGUGGUGGCGACCGCCGGCAGGCUCUACGACAUGAUAAAGCGGAAGGCGCUGGAACUCAAUCACAUCGUCAAGGAGAUGCCGUCAACGGUGCAGGUGGUCACGGUGGACACGGUGCUGAGCGAGGAGGCCUUCUCGACGCACCUGCGCUUCAUGCGCGACCCGAUGGCCAUCGCCACCGACAGCUCGCACGGCGCCGGCGUGUUUCCGCCGGGCGUGGACCAGUACACGGUCGAGGUCGAGGCCGAGGAGCACAAGCUGGCCACCCUGCUCGACCUGCUGGGCGGCUCGCCGGCCGAGACCCGCAGCGACACGUUGCAGCCGCGCAGCGAGGCCCGCGGCCGCGGGAACUGGGACGAGGCCCGGUGGAGCGAGGCCGGCGAUGCGACAGCGGCGGUGGUAGUGGAGUCGCCCCGAAGCGAGCCGGACGCCGGCGACGGGGGCGUGAGUGCGACCCGGUCGCGGCCGCCGCCGCCGCCGCCGCCGCGGGAGAUCGAAGGUAUGGCGCAGAUGGUGAUCUUCUGCAACUCCAAGCGGAAGGUCGACUGGCUCACCGAUCGGAUGCUGGCCAGCAACUUCCCUGUGCUGGCGAUUCAUGAGGACAUGGACCCGACGUCGGUGCAAACGGGGCUUAGCUCGUUCAGGGCAGGCUCGCACCGCGUCCUCAUCACCACCGACUCGCUCUCCUUCGGUCGGUUCAUGCGCAAGGGCGCCGCCAUCACCCUCCUGGCCGGCCCCGAUGACCGCCGGCUGCUGGAGGCCCUCCAGGCCGCCAUCCCCUUCCACGCCCCGCCUCUUCCCGCCUCUCUUGUUCUCCCGUGA
Molecule: messenger RNA, 3147 nt
Organism: Acanthamoeba castellanii str. Neff
Lineage: Eukaryota; Discosea; Longamoebia; Acanthamoebidae
Product: helicase conserved Cterminal domain containing protein
Exons: 8
Coding region: 1-3147 (1048 amino acids)
Biological process (GO): cytoplasmic translational initiation
Cellular component (GO): cytoplasmic stress granule
Molecular function (GO): translation initiation factor activity; ATP binding
Source: RefSeq, a predicted model, not a curated record